AUGGAAACCGUCACUGGGGGCUCUGGACUGGGAGCCUUCGCUAGCGGCUCUGGACUAUGCUCCUGCAACAACCACGUCCACAACGAGAACCACAGCCGCAGCUCCGACAACCACAGCCAUGCCCACAACAUUCAAAGUUUCCCCCACAUCAACCACAGAUUCUGCUACGACAACAGCCGUCCCCACAACAUCCACAGCUGUUCGUACUACAACUAUAGCUACCCCCACAACACCCACAGCUUCCCCCACAACAACCGUAGCUGCUACGACAACAACAGCUGCAACAACCAAAGACAUCCCCACAACCACAGAUGCUCCCGCAACAACCACGUCCACAACGACAACCAAAGCAGAAGCUCCGACAACCACAGCCAGCCCCACAACAUCCAAAGCUUCCCCUACAUCAACAACAGAAUCUGCUACGACAACAGCCAUCCCCACAACAUCCACAGCUGUUCAUACAACAACUAUAGCUACCCCCACAACACCCACAGCUUCCCCCACAACAACCGUAGCUGCUACGACAUCAACAGCUGCAGCUACAACAACCAAAGACAUCCCCACAACCACAGAUGCUCCCGCAACAACCAUGUCCACAAAGACAACCACAGUCGCAGCUCCGACAACCACAGCCAGCCCCACAACAUCCACAGCUUCCCCCACAUCAACAAAAUAUUCUGCUACGACAACAGCCAUCCCCAAAACGUCCACAGCUGUUCAUACAACAACUUUAGCUACCGCCACAACCACAGCUGCCGCCAAAACACCCACAGCUUCCGCCAAAACACCCACAGCUUCCCCCACAACAACCGUAGCUGCUACGACAACAACAGCUGCAGCUACAACAACCAAAGACAUACCCACAACCACAGAUGCUCCCGCAACAACCACGUCCCCAACGACAACCACAGCCGCAGCUCCGACAACCACAGCCAGCCCCACAACAUCCAAAGUUUCCCCCACAUCAACCACACAGUCUGCUACGACAACAGCCGCCCCGACAACAUCCACAGCUGUUCGUACAACAACUAUAGCUACCCCCACAACACUCACAGCUUCCCCCACAACAACCAUAGCUGCUACGACAACAACAGCUGCAGCUACAACAACCAAAGACAUCCCCACAACCACAGAUGCUCCCGCAACAACCACGUCCACAACGACAACCACAGCCGCAGCUGCGACAACCACUGCAAUUGCUGCUACUUCAACAACAGCUGCGGAUACAACAACCACAGAUGCACCCACAACAAUCACAAAAAUGUUGACAACAACUACAUCAGCUCCCAGAACCACAACAGCUUCUCCCACAACAGCCACAGCUGUACUCACAACUUCCACAACAACCACAGUUGCUGCUGCUACAACAUCUACAGCUGUGGUUACAAAAACAACCGUUUCUCCAAAAACAACCACAGCAGCACCAAAAGCGACUACAGCAGUCCUAACAACAACAGCUGUUACCACAACAACCACAGCUUCCCCCACAACAACCGUAGCUGCUACGACAACAGCUGCAUCUACAACAACCAAACACAUCCCCACAACCACAGAUGCUCCCGCAACUACAACGUCCACAACGACAACCACAGCCGCUGCUCCGACAACCACAGCCAUCCCCACAACAUCCACAGCUGUUCAUACAACAAUUAUAGCUACCCCCACAACCACAGCCGUCCCCACAACAUUCACAGCUGUUCGUACAACAACUAUAGCUACCCCCACAACACCCACAGCUUCCCCCACAACAACCGUAGCUGCUACGACAACAACAGCUGCAGCUACAACAACCAAAGACAUCCCCACAACCACAGAUGCUCCCGCAACAACCAAGUUCACAACGACAACCACAGUCGCAGAUGCUCCCGCAACAACCACGUCCACAACGACAACCACAUCCGCAGCUGCGACAACCACAGCCAGCCCCACAACAUCCAAAGUUUCCCCCACAUCAACCACAGAUUCUGCUACGACAACAGCCGUCCCCACAACAUCCACAGCUGUUCGGACAACAACUAUAGCUACCCCCACAUCACCCACAGCUUCCCCCACAACAACUGUAGCUGCUACGACAUCAACAGCUGCAGCUACAACAACCAAAGACAUCCCCACAACCACAGAUGCUCCCGCAACAACCACGUCCACAAAGACAACCACAGUCGCAGCUCCGACAACCACAGCCAGCCCCACAACAUCCACAGCUUCCGCCACAUCAACCACAUAUUCUGCUACGACAACAGCCAUCCCCACAACAUCCACAGCUGUUCAUACAACAACUUUAGCUACCGCCACAACCACAGCUGCCGCCAAAACACCCACAGCUUCCGCCAAAACACCCACAGCUUCCCCCACAACAACCGUAGCUGCUACGACAACAACAGCUGCAGCUACAACAACCAAAGACAUACCCACAACCACAGAUGCUCCCGCAACAACCACGUCCCCAACGACAACCACAGCCGCAGCUCCGACAACCACAGCCAGCCCCACAACAGCCAAAGUUUCCCCCACAUCAACCACACAGUCUGCUACGACUACAGCCGCCCCGACAACAUCCACAGCUGUUCGUACAACAACUAUAGCUACCCCCACAACACUCACAGCUUCCCCCACAACAACCAUAGCUGCUACGACAACAACAGCUGCAGCUACAACAACCACAGAUGCAACCGCAACAACCACGUCCACAAAGACAACCACAGUCGCAUCUCCGACAACCACAGCCAGCCCCACAAAAUCCACAGCUUCCCCCACAUCAACAACAUAUUCUUCUAA
Molecule: messenger RNA, 2775 nt
Organism: Salvelinus fontinalis (brook trout)
Lineage: Eukaryota; Metazoa; Chordata; Actinopteri; Salmoniformes; Salmonidae
Product: GATA zinc finger domain-containing protein 14-like
Exons: 5
Coding region: 1-2775 (924 amino acids)
Source: RefSeq, a predicted model, not a curated record